AUGUACCACAAAGUCAUAUCUAACAACUUCUCAUUACUACAGCUGAUACACGGUUUUGAGGACGCCCCCAGAAAGCUGAUUGAUCAUCUCUCAGAGUCAUAUGAUAAUCAGGCAGCUAAAUCAUUCUUCUUGGCUGGCUGGUGCGGCGAAGGUGUAGGAGCCUCUGCUGUUCUUAAGGCCACAGCCAAACUCCUGAAAUCGAGAAGAAGUGACCCUGACAGAAGAAAGCAUUUUGGCAAAAUUAUCCAUGUAGACUGCUCUCUAUGGAAAAGUAGAAGAUCCUUGCAGAGGGCAAUCGUGGAGGAGUUAAAUCUUGGCCAUUUACUGCCCAUGUUUGAUAAGGAGGAUGAGGAUGAUGAUUUUAGAGGGAUAAAGAUCGGCUCUAGACUAGAGAUACCACGCAUCGGAAGUGAGAUCAACGCUUCUCUAAGAAAUGAAAGAUUUCUGAUGAUUUUUCAUUAUGGGGGAGAAGAAGUCAUUGAUCUAGCAGAGUGUGGCAUUCCUAAUCCUGAAUUUGGGACAUAUGCUUUAGGGCAACUGUUAUGGAGUGGUUAUGGAAGACUUCAACUCUCAGAGAGAAAAGACAAGUUAAAGUUAAGUUCUGCAUAUUUCAAAGUAAUUCGUUUAUCUCAUGUGGGCAACCUAAACGUGGAUGGUAUAUUGCUUCAUUCAUUGCGGGAAGAAGCCGCUGAAGUGAUUGGUUUCACCGGCUUGGAUGACAUCAACCCAACAAUAGUUUUGGAUUGCUUCUCGUACUCACUGUUCCUGACAGAGCAACUACGCGGAAUGCCUAGAAGCAUCUAUGGUCUUGACUUUGCUUGGGAUACGCAUGUUUGCAACUACUGGAUAUGUGAUGGGGUCCUUCAAGGGGACAGAGCCUACGAGGUUGGCAGUGCAUUGUAUGAAGUGAUACUUCGGAUGUUGUGUUAUCCAUCUAACAGAACACAACUAUUGACACGUUGUUUCGAUCAACAAAGAUUUAACCGCUGGAUUUUAAUCUCCUCCAACCAACUAGGGGCACAAGAUAUCUCAACUAUUCCUGUCAUUACAUCAUCAUGUUUCCUAACAUCGGGGGGAGAUUCUCAACUACAACUACCAAAUGACCUUUUUGUAUUAGCCAGCAACCUCCACGUGCUAAAACUCUGCAAGUGCAGCUUUGAUUUUGUAUCCCCUCCUUUCCGAUCUUGUCACAACCUAAGAUUCCUUUAUCUUCACCAUUGCACAAAUACAAGGGAGGAUCAAGGUGGAGGGCCAUGUUUCCCAGAUCUGUUGGUGCUUGACAUACGCUUCACGGAGUUUGUCUUGCUGUCAAAGAUGAUAGAUUUGAUGACCAAUCUUAGGGAGGUAAAUACCAAGGGUGUCUCGUGGAGGUAUGUAAGUCAAGCAUGGGAAAAGCUACAGAACAUUCACAAGCUCCGGGUAACCGAAUCCUCAGAUGUGAUCAUGAUGGACACAUGCUCUUCAGUAGAUAUGAUGAAUAUGGAGCUCCUUGACUUGUCUGGUAACGUUCAUUUGGCAUCAUUGCCGGAAAUGACAACGGCACGGUACUUGAAGAUGCUAGUUCUUGAUGGUUGUUCCAGCUUGCAGCAGGUUGUAUUCGGAGGAGCCCCUCCACUGCUCGAGAGUUUUAGCUUCGAUGGUUAUGGCCCAGCAGAGAAGUGGAUACAUCCCAUACAAUUGCCAGAAAAAGAACUGUGUCCCAAGUCCCGCAACGUCCCAGAAGCCAAGGUGAGAAGGAUCUCCCUAGAGGGUUGUGCUCGAUUGUGCAACGUGUUCUUGCAUGCAUUGCCCAAUCUUGAGGAGCUGGACCUUUCUAGCACAGCCAUUAAAACACUUGACCUCGGUGCAAUGGAUGUUGCACGGCUCAAGAAGCUAUUCAUGUUGGGUUGUGAGCAACUCCGUAGCCUACUCUGGGAUGGAAGAAACCCUUCACUGGAAGUUCUACAUGUAGACACUCGUGGGAAGACAAGACCAAUGAUCCACUGUGGAGAACAGAGGCCCUCUGUCUUUGAGGCACACAUGGCUUUUACAAAUGGAAGGUUCAUUUGGUCUGUCAUAAAGGGACUCGAUCGGUAUGACCCCAAGGUGCACCUCCAUAUUUCUACUAUGAUCCAGAGCCAAGUCAACAUCACCAAAAGUAUUGAGGAUAUUGGCACUACCCUAGAGGGUUUGGUUCCCGUAGGGCCCUUCUUACCUUACGUAGAUAUUGUCAUUAACAAGGACACUGUCACACCUUCUUCCUUGGUGUGGGACCACCGACGACUUUAUCCUUUGAGCGUCCAUAUAGAGAUUGGUGAAGGAAGCCACCAUUUAGAGAGUAUGAAUGUCAAUGCAAAUUUCAGAAAUUUCAUAGAGUAUAGAGUGAAAUCAUUGCAUGUGCAUGACAAUAUCUCAAUCACAGCUAACCUUCCAGCGUCAAGAACAUCAUGGCUGCAUUUAGAAUGGUGUCAUGUUGAGAGGUGCCCCAACCUUCACACUCUCUUCCCAAGUUGGGCUGGAAAUGAAAGCUUUAGUAGAAUAAGGGUAUUUUCUGCAUCUGAUCUCCUGAUGGCCUAUUGCAUCUGGGGUAGAGAUAUUACAUUAGACUUCUACAGCUUUCGAUACCUACAACACGUAUACUUGCACAACUGUCCUAGGCUGGUGUUUGUCCUCCCUAUUUCCUACCCAAUGCCAAACUUAGAGACCAUUCAGAUCGUAUACUGCCAAAAUCUCCAACAUGUUUUCCCACUGGCCACCAAUGAGCACGCUCAAGAGAUAGCAUCUGGUGUCACAUUAGAGAAGCUAAAGCACAUCAGGCUAUAUCAUCUCCACAGGCUAGAGCAGAUAUGCGGGGUCAGAUCACUGGUCGCGCCGGUGCUGGAGACAAUCACCCUCAAGGACUGUUGGGGCCUGAGACGGGUACCAACCGUGUCGCGCCAAGGCCCCAAGCCGGUGGUGGACUGCGAGAAGGAUUGGUGGGAUAGGCUCGAGUGGGACGGCCCCGAGGCCGACCAUGAACCAUCGCUUUUUGAGACGCGCCACUCGGCUUACUACAAGAAGACCCUCCCGAGGGUCUCCGUUCUGAGGUAAUCUUGAUGCAAAAAGAGGUCAAGCGGCUUACAAUUGAGUUGUGAUCUCACUCACAACUCUCUGGAUUGUUUCCCCUAGUUUGUCGGUGUUUGGCUUUUAAGUGUGGUUUACAUGCUCCAUCUGCGGCAUGGUGAGGGUGUUGCUACGUACUUUUGAUGGAGGAAUAAAUGGUGUGCUUUCUUCACCAAGCUAUGCAUGGUGUGAGUAUGCUUGACUGAAUUGGAUUGGAUUGGAUUGGUUUGGAUUGGUGUGUGAAGCAAGUAGCACUGGAUUGCUUGCUUGGUUCCUCUAGCUUGGUGUUUUGUUCACGAUCAAGCUGGACGGCUUGUCUUGGUUUGUAAUAAAAACAAAGAAAUGUUAUAUUUGGUUAU
Molecule: messenger RNA, 3440 nt
Organism: Triticum aestivum (bread wheat)
Lineage: Eukaryota; Viridiplantae; Streptophyta; Magnoliopsida; Poales; Poaceae
Exons: 3
Coding region: 1-3069 (1022 amino acids)
Source: RefSeq, a predicted model, not a curated record